AUGAUUGACGAUAAAAAUAGGUUGUAAUUUUAAACUUAAGAUCAAUCAGCUAAAGCACAAAGUAUGUAUGAAUAUGUUCGUUGGAAAAUUAAUCAUGAAAAUUUUGAAAUUUAUUAUUACUUUUUGGAAUAAGAUUGUUAAUUACUUUAAGUGGGGGAUGAUCUUAAAGUUCUUUAUGAUAAAGAGGCUAAUUUUUUUAUUACUAUAAAUAAUGAUAAUUAGGGUUAACAAAAAUAUUAAGGUCAAUUAAAUAAUUAAGCCCUAGGAAGCGAAUUUAUAGGGAUAUAAUGUUUUAUAGGAUAAGAUUAACAACCAUUUUUUUAAGAAUAUGUGGAUCCAAAUUAAUAACUUGGAUAAGUAAUAAUAAAACAUCAUAAUAAUAGUAUAUCGAUUAAGUGAAUUAAAAAACCAAUAAAAAAUUUGAUACUUUUACUCUUCAUGAUAUUUAUGGACUUCAACUGACACAAGACCCAAACUAAUAUCUUUAAACAUUUAUUUAAUAUGAAGUGUUAAAUUUGGUUCUCCAUGAAAUCUAAAUACCUUAACCAAAACCUGUUAUCACUAUAUAAUGUUUUAUGGACUCAGAUUAGCAACUAUUUUUGUAAGAAUAAGUCGAUCCAAAUAUAUUGAUUGGAUAAGUAAUAAUAAAAUAUAAUAAUAAUAGUAUAUCGAUUAAGUAAAAUAAAAAACCAAUAAAAAAUUUGAUACUUUUACUCUUUUAAAUAAUAAUGGAGUUCAACUGACACAAGACCCAAACGAAUAUCUUUAAAUAUUUAUUUAAUAUGAAGUGUUAAAUUUGGUUCUCCAUGAAAUCUAAUUACCUUAACCAAAACCUGUUAUCACUAUAUAAUGUUUUAUGGACUCAGAUUAGCAACUAUUUUUGUAAGAAUAAGUCGAUCCAAAUAUAUUGAUUGGAUAAGUAAUAAUAAAAUAUAAUAAUAAUAGUAUAUCGAUUAAGUAAAAUAAAAAACCAAUAAAAAAUUUGAUACUUUUACUCUUUUAAAUAAUAAUGGAGUUCAACUGACACAAGACCCAAACGAAUAUCUUUAAAUAUUUAUUUAAUAUGAAGUGUUAAAUUUGGUUCUCCAUGAAAUCUAAUUACCUUAACCAAAACCUGUUAUCACUAUAUAAUGUUUUAUGGACUCAGAUUAGCAACUAUUUUUGUAAGAAUAAGUCGAUCCAAAUAUAUUGAUUGGAUAAGUAAUAAUAAAAUAUAAUAAUAAUAGUAUAUCGAUUAAGUAAAAUAAAAAACCAAUAAAAAAUUUGAUACUUUUACUCUUUUAAAUAAUAAUGGAGUUCAACUGACACAAGACCCAAACGAAUAUCUUUAAAUAUUUAUUUAAUAUGAAGUGUUAAAUUUGGUUCUCCAUGAAAUCUAAUUACCUUAACCAAAACCUGUUAUCACUAUAUAAUGUUUUAUGGACUCAGAUUAGCAACUAUUUUUGUAAGAAUAAGUCGAUCCAAAUAUAUUGAUUGGAUAAGUAAUAAUAAAAUAUAAUAAUAAUAGUAUAUCGAUUAAGUAAAAUAAAAAACCAAUAAAAAAUUUGAUACUUUUACUCUUUUAAAUAAUAAUGGAGUUCAACUGACACAAGACCCAAACGAAUAUCUUUAAACAUUUAUUUAAUAUGAAGUGUUAAAUUUGGUUCUCCAUGAAAUCUAAUUACCUUAACCAAAACCUGUUAUCACUAUAUAAUGUUUUAUGGACUCAGAUUAGCAACUAUUUUUGUAAGAAUAAGUCGAUCCAAAUAUAUUGAUUGGAUAAGUAAUAAUAAAACAUAAUAAUAAUAGUAUAUCGAUUAAGUAAAAUAAAAAACCAAUAAAAAAUUUGAUACUUUUACUCUUCAUGAUAUUUAUGGACUUCAACUGACACAAGACCCAAACUAAUAUCUUUAAACAUUUAUUUAAUAUGAAGUGUUAAAUUUGGUUCUCCAUGAAAUCUAAAUACCUUAACCAAAACCUGUUAUCACUAUAUAAUGUUUUAUGGACUCAGAUUAGCAACUAUUUUUGUAAGAAUAAGUCGAUCCAAAUAUAUUGAUUGGAUAAGUAAUAAUAAAAUAUAAUAAUAAUAGUAUAUCGAUUAAGUAAAAUAAAAAACCAAUAAAAAAUUUGAUACUUUUACUCUUCAUGAUAUUUAUGGACUUCAACUGACACAAGACCCAAACUAAUAUCUUUAAACAUUUAUUUAAUAUGAAGUGUUAAAUUUGGUUCUCCAUGAAAUCUAAAUACCUUAACAAAAACCUGUUAUCACUAUAUAAUGUUUUAUGGACUCAGAUUAACAACCAUUUUUGUAAGAAUAAGUCGAUCCAAAUAUAUAGAUUGGAUAAGUAAUAAUAAAACAUAAUAAUAAUAGUAUAUCGAUUAAGUAAAGUAAAAAUACAAUAAAAAAUCUGAUAAUUUUACUCUUUAUGAUAUCACUGGAGUUCAACUGACACAAGACCCAAACUAAUAUUUUUAAACAUUUAUUUAAUAUCAAGUUUUAAGCUUGACACUUUAUCAGACUUAGCCCUUGCUAAAACCUAUAAAUUAUUAGUCAAAGUAGUCUUUUUCUAAAUAAUAUUAGAAUUGCUUAAAUGAAAGAAUCUAUUCAAUCUUUUAAGAAUUUUUCACUUUACUUUGAUCCAUCAGGAGAAUUUGUUAUCUACAAAUAUCAUUUACCAAUUCAAUUUGAAGGUUGUAUAAAAAAAUCUAAAAGUACCUCGAGUAGUAAUAAGUAUUUCACCGAUUCUGAAUAUAAAUGGUUUAGUGCUCAUCAAAAAAAAUAUGAGUUUGCAGAACUUGAUCAAUACAGUUUUGCUAUUAAAUGGGAAGGAGGAAAUUUAAGUAUCUUAAAAUUAAAAUAAAAGUGA
Molecule: messenger RNA, 2846 nt
Organism: Paramecium sonneborni
Lineage: Eukaryota; Ciliophora; Oligohymenophorea; Peniculida; Parameciidae
Source: the annotation of a GenBank genome assembly